Molecule: messenger RNA, 447 nt
Organism: Adineta ricciae
Lineage: Eukaryota; Metazoa; Rotifera; Eurotatoria; Adinetida; Adinetidae
Source: the annotation of a GenBank genome assembly
AUGGCUUAUCUACUUCGUUCUGCUUUGACUCAAUCAGUCAGCAAAACAACGCGAACAAUGUGGAUGACAGUUCAACGAAAUAUGUCAUCACACAAAAAAGAAACCGACGAAGAGUUCGAUCAACGAUGGAAAACUUAUUUUGACCGUCCGAAUAUUGAUGGAUGGGACAUCCGCCAAGGAAUUAAUCAUAUGAACCGUUUAGAUUUAAUUCCCGAACCAGAAAUCAUUUCCGCUUGUCUCCAAGCAUGUCGUCGUGUGAACGAUCAUUCAUUAGCCGUUCGAUAUUUAGAAGCAAUUCGUUACAAAUCGAACGCUGUUUCUAAGCAAGUUUGGCCAUGGAUUCUUCAAGAAAUUCGUCCAACAUUAGAUAAAUUAGGUGUUUCAGCACCAGAAGAUCUAGGUUAUGAUAAACCUGAACUAGCCCUCAAAUCCGUUGAUGAUAUGUAG